Molecule: messenger RNA, 1080 nt
Organism: Micropterus dolomieu (smallmouth bass)
Lineage: Eukaryota; Metazoa; Chordata; Actinopteri; Centrarchiformes; Centrarchidae
Product: perilipin-2-like
Exons: 6
Coding region: 1-1080 (359 amino acids)
Biological process (GO): lipid storage; positive regulation of triglyceride storage
Cellular component (GO): lipid droplet; cytosol
Source: RefSeq, a predicted model, not a curated record
AUGUGGAGAGAGUCUCUGACCUCGUCUCUGUUCCUCGUCCUCAGAUUCGCAGAAGGAGAAACGUCUGAACGGCAAAGUCAUGAGACCAGCGCCGUGCUGAGAGCGUCCCAGCUGCCUCUGGUUCGCUCGGCGUUACAGUCGGUGACGUCAGCGUACUCAGAGGUCAAAGGUCGUUUCCCUCUGCUGGGUCUGAUGGGAGAAGUGGCCGAGGUCGGCGUUAGCAGAGUCUUCCACGUCGCCAUAAGCAGAGCAACCCCACUCCUCCAGAGCCUGGAGCCGCAGAUUGAUAUUGCCAACAGUUUUGCUCUGGUUGGUCUCGACCGUCUGGAGAGAAACUUCCCCGUCUUGAAUCAAUCAACAGGCCAGGUGGCGGGUCACCUGAAGGACGCCCUCUUCCUGACGCUGGACGACGUGCAGCUGUUGGUGGUGGACGGUUUGGACAGCGCUCUGAAUCUGCUGGAGCGUCUGUCUGAUGUCGGUCUGUUGGCCGUCAAGCUGCUGCAGGAUGUUCAGGUGGCCCAGGCUGUGACGACAGGACUGGAUGACGUGCUGAGUCGUCUGGAGGACGCCACCGUCUACUACCUGCCCCUCCCACCCACGAUGCGUCGGGAGUGGGAGAUGAUGGUGCAGGAGUACGAGGAUGAAGAUGAGGACGAUGAGCCCAGUCUCUGGACCAGGGUCCGCAGCCUCCUGCUGAGACUCAGCCUGCUGCUUUAUCACCGCAUGAUGAAGGUCAGGGAGCAGCUGCAGAAAGCCGCCAGGACGCUGGGAGACGCUGCGUACGCGGUGGGUCUGGGUCAGGUCCUGGAGCUGGUCGGUAAGCUGCUGCAGUACCUGCAGAGCCUCCUGAUGGUGCUGGUGUACCAGGCAGAGAGUCUCAGGGAGCUGACCCUGGACAGGGUCAGAGGUCAAGCCGCCAUGUUGGCUGAGCUGCAGCCCGUACGUCAGAUCAGAGAGCUGCCGGUUCAGAUCCAGAAGCUGCUCCGAGACCUGCAGGAACUGUCCAAGAUACUGCUGCAGCUGCUGAUCAACACCACACCGCUCUACAGCAUGGUGAGACUCACAGGACGGGUCGCCUGA